AGGCGAGUAGUGGCUCCUUUUAGCUUCGUAUAUAAAUUCUCUUAUUCCAUGUCCAUUCCCACUACCAAUCCGUCUGUCAGGUAGUUGCGGACUAGGUUUUGAUUAAUGCCUUGCUUGCUUACUGACAGUGCCCAUUGUGAUAGUACUGACAGUGAACACUGGACGAAUUCGCUCGUUCGUCCGGCAAAAGAUACGCGGCCGCAGACCGAGGAUGUGACGGCCACCAAAGGCAAUGACUUUGAAGAUUAUUUUCUAAAGCGAGAGCUCUUGAUGGGCAUCUUCGAAGCUGGGUUCGAACGUCCCUCUCCUAUCCAAGAAGAAGCGAUUCCCAUUGCUCUGACGGGUCGUGAUAUUUUGGCCAGAGCUAAAAACGGUACCGGCAAGACCGCCGCCUUUGUUAUCCCGACGUUGGAGAAAAUCAACAACAAGAAAGCGAAAAUUCAAGCGUUAUUGUUGGUUCCCACCCGUGAGUUGGCGUUGCAGACUUCCCAAGUUUGCAAAACGCUCGGCAAACAUUUGGGAAUUCAAGUCAUGGUCACGACAGGUGGUACAACAUUGAAGGAUGAUAUCAUGCGCUUGGCUGAUCCGGUGCAUGUGGUGGUCGGUACACCCGGUCGUAUUUUGGAUCUUGCCUCCAAGCAUGUCGCCGACUUUAGUGAAGCAACCACGUUCGUGAUGGACGAAGCAGAUAAACUGUUGUCGCCCGAAUUCACCCCCGUCAUUGAACAGCUUAUUUCAUUCUUCCCCAAGGACCGACAGAUUAUGCUCUUCAGUGCCACUUUUCCCAUCAUUGUCAAGGAUUUCAAAAACAAGUUCUUGGUCAAACCUUAUGAAAUCAACCUCAUGGACGAAUUAACCCUACGCGGUGUCACGCAAUACUAUGCCUAUGUCGAAGAGCGGCAAAAGGUUCACUGCUUGAAUACAUUGUUUUCAAAGCUUCAAAUCAAUCAAUCCAUUAUCUUUUGUAAUUCCACCAACCGCGUCGAACUUUUAGCAAAAAAGAUCACUGAAUUGGGUUACUCUUGUUUCUAUUCUCACGCCAAAAUGCUGCAGAGUCAUCGUAAUCGCGUUUUCCACGAUUUUAGAAACGGCGUAUGCCGAAACCUCGUAUGCUCAGAUCUGUUGACGCGUGGUAUUGAUAUUCAAGCGGUCAAUGUGGUGAUUAACUUUGAUUUCCCAAAAAAUGCGGAAACUUAUCUUCAUCGUAUUGGCCGUUCCGGCCGUUUUGGUCAUUUUGGGUUGGCAAUCAAUCUGAUCACAUAUGAAGAUCGGUUCAACUUGUACAAGAUUGAGCGUGAGUUGGGUACGGAGAUUCAACCUAUUCCACCGGUGAUUGACAAGCGUCUGUACGUGGCCCCCAGUGCGCUGGAAGAUGCACAGGUCCAACAGCCGGACCGUCAGGCAGCGGUAGCGAUUCGCCAGCAACAACAACAGCAGGAACAACAGCAGCAGCGACAGCAAUAUAAUCGACCACAACAGCCACAACGACAACCUCCUUCUAACUAUCAACAAGCACCGUAUCAGCAUCAACCACAUCCUCAACAGCCAAAUUUUCAACAGCACGCACACUAUGACCCACGUAACAACGGACAUCAUUCCGCAAGGGGACGUCCUAUGGGCAGAGGUAGAGGCCGAUCCAGGCCAAUGGUUUAGACAUUGAAAAUCCAUCACGUGCCUGAUUUGUUUUUCGCUCGGAUCUUCCAUCACGGGG
Messenger RNA from Radiomyces spectabilis, 1711 nucleotides. RefSeq names its product ATP-dependent RNA helicase DHH1. The transcript has 4 exons. Gene Ontology annotation, cellular component: P-body; cytoplasmic stress granule. Gene Ontology annotation, biological process: cytoplasmic stress granule assembly; P-body assembly. The record is from RefSeq and is a predicted model, not a curated record. Lineage: Eukaryota; Fungi; Mucoromycota; Mucoromycetes; Mucorales; Radiomycetaceae. The coding region runs from base 106 to 1653 and encodes 515 amino acids. Gene Ontology annotation, molecular function: RNA helicase activity; mRNA binding; ATP binding.